CGCUCUGUUGCAAGUUGAUUUUGUGUUCUCUUCGUGUACGUCCUGCUAUAAAACUAAACCACAUUUCAAACACACACACACACAAAUGGCAUAUAUGGAUUCAAUGCCGAAACCUCAUGCAGUUUGCAUACCAUUUCCAGCACAAGGCCAUAUAAACCCCAUGUUAAAGCUAGCCAAAAUCCUCCAUUCAAGAGGCUUCUAUAUCACCUUCGUCAACACCGAAUUCAACCACCGCCGCCUUCUCAAGGUUCUGGGCCCCGACACCCUCAACCGCCACCCUUCCUUCAAAUUUGAGACCAUUCCUGACGGCCUUCCGCCACCGGAAAACUUUGAUGUCACCCAAGAUAUCCCSUCUUUAUGCAAGUCCACCUCUGAAACCUGUUUGGAACCGUUUAAGAAGCUUCUCUCGAAACUCAACGAYACCACCGCCRURCCUCCGGUGAGUUGUAUAGUUUCCGACGGUGUAAUGAGCUUCACGCUAGAUGCAGCAGAUGAAUUGGGGAUUCCUGAAGUUCUGUUUUGGACGACUAGUGCUUGUGGCUUCUUGGCUUAUGUACACUAUGGAACUCUCAUGGAAAAAGGAUUCAUUCCACUUAAAGAUUCUGCUGACUUGACCAAUGGGUACUUGGAUAAGAUCGUAGAUUGUAUUCCUAGCAUGAAAGGCAUCCGCUUGAARGACAUGCCAUCUUUCUUGAGAUCCACAAAUCCAGAUGAAUUUAUGGUUAACUUUCCUUUUCGAGAAACCGAAAGAGCCAAAAAAGCUUCGGCAAUCAUACUCAACACCUUCGAGGAGUUAGAGCACGACGUGUUAAAGGAGCUCUCUUCUAUUUAUCGUGACGUCUACUCGAUUGGGCCAUUGCAUAUCCUGGAAAACAAUASGGAGAAAAAUGAUCUGCAGCUGGUGGGUUCGAGUCUCUGGAAAGAAGAGACUGAAUGUCUGGAAUGGCUCGACUCAAGAGAAUSUAAUUCGGUUGUUUAUGUGAACUUUGGAAGCAUAACUGUGAUGACACCCCAACAACUAGUUGAGUUUUCAUGGGGCCUUGCURAUAGUAACCAGACCUUUUUAUGGGUAAUCCGACCCGACCUUGUUUCUGGAGACUCUCCAAUGCUGCCACCGGAGUUCUUGGAGGCAACCAAGGAUAGGGGCUUGUUGACAAGUUGGUGCCCUCAAGAAAAGGUUCUGAAUCACCCAUCAAUCGGAGGGUUUCUAACACAUAGUGGAUGGAAUUCGACCCUGGAAAGUAUAUCCAGUGGAGUUCCAAUGAUCUGUUGGCCWUUCUUUGCUGAGCAACAGACCAACUGCUGGUUUAGUUGUAAUCAGUGGGGMAUCGGGAUGGAGAUUGAUAGUGAUGUCAACAGAAAAGAGGUUGAAAAGCUUGUGAGGACGUUAAUGGUGGAAGARAAAGGUGAAGAGAUGAGAGGAAUGGCGAGGGUUUGGAAAAAGAAGGCCGAAUCCAUGUCAUCUAUGGUGAAUAUAGACAACUUGAUCAACCAAGUGCUACUUCGAUCCUCGAGUGCUUGAAAGAUUGUUGCUUUAUGUUCUUCAAUGUUGUACGAAUGAAGAUGUGCAAUUUGUUGCAUGGGAUCAGGGAUGUUGAUGAUGUGUACAUGCAUGCAUAAAUCAUUUAAUUUAGUUUGUACUUGAAAUGUGUUUUUAUUAAAUCUGGAAAAAGUAAAUGUGAGUUUGAAUUUCUUUUAUAUCCGAAUGUAAACGUUAUCUUGCUCU
Molecule: messenger RNA, 1726 nt
Organism: Cynara cardunculus var. scolymus (artichoke)
Lineage: Eukaryota; Viridiplantae; Streptophyta; Magnoliopsida; Asterales; Asteraceae
Product: 7-deoxyloganetin glucosyltransferase-like
Exons: 2
Coding region: 86-1522 (478 amino acids)
Molecular function (GO): UDP-glycosyltransferase activity
Source: RefSeq, a predicted model, not a curated record